Dovyalis caffra is the source of this 171-nucleotide messenger RNA. NCBI's taxonomy places the organism in Eukaryota, Viridiplantae, Streptophyta, Magnoliopsida, Malpighiales, Salicaceae. The record is from the annotation of a GenBank genome assembly.
AUGCUAGUGAAGGCCAUUGUCUCCAUGUUAUUUGAAAAUAUGAUGGCACUGAAGGUGUAUCCAAUGAUGAGGUCAGUAUUUGUUGAUAUUAUAAAAACUAGUGGCUUCAGAGACUUAUAUGCUGGAUUAUCGCCAUCACUGGUUGAGACUGUUCUUUGCGCUCGCCUUUAG